This is a messenger RNA of Colletotrichum karsti, 1155 nucleotides long. RefSeq lists its product as uncharacterized. The coding region runs from base 1 to 1155 and encodes 384 amino acids. The transcript is spliced from 5 exons. NCBI's taxonomy places the organism in Eukaryota, Fungi, Ascomycota, Sordariomycetes, Glomerellales, Glomerellaceae. The record is from RefSeq and is a predicted model, not a curated record.
AUGGUCAAAGCAAUUUUCAAGGAUCUCGUCAUCGCAGCUGCCGGUCCCAACGAGCACAAGAUCGAGGACCUCAAGAGCUGGGCCGCGCUGCGCAAGGGUCGCUUCACAGAGAAGAUGGACGGCGACGUCACGCACCUUCUCUGCACGGAUGAGCAGUUCAAAAACAGGAAGAAGAAUGAGAGAAUCAAAGAGGCUCAUAAAAGGGGCAAGAAGGCCGUCCACGUCGUUCACAUCGACUGGUUCACGUUCAGCUGCACCGACAACAGAAAGCUGCCAUUCAAGGACUACAACUUCAAAGCCACCAUGGAGAAAGAGCAGGAGAAGCUCAAGCAGCAGCAGGAGGAAGAGCGCAGGAUCCGCGCGCAGAUGCUUCAGGCUUAUUGGAUCGACCCUGAUCUCUACCAUGUCUACACAGACAAGAAGCACUUCCGUCACGAGGUCCAGCUCUUCAGAACCUUGAGGAACGAAGAUGGUGCCCUUCACGAGAAGUAUGAGCUCUACCUCUUUGAGUCCCACGCCAUGCCCCGCCUCUACUGGUUCGGCGUCAAGCUCUACCAGAAGAAAGACGACGGCAUCUGGCGAUCCCGGGGCGUCGACCGCUCCAGCCCGACCCCGGACGUCUUCAUACCGCAGUUCGACAAGUUCAAGGCCUUCUUCCGGCUCAAGACCGGAUACGGCUGGCGCGAACGGGUCCUCAAGGCCGGGACCGGAGGGGAGACGGACUUCAGCUACACACCUCCCACCCGCGGAAAGCCCGUCGGCACCAACUUGACCGUGUUCUAUACCUACGACGAGUCCGUCCGCUUCAACGUCGAGCUCCGCCUCGCCUGGGCCGAACUCUUCGACGACGAGCUGCCCGCCGAUUUCAAGGCCGAGGUCGCGAUGAAGGGAAUUCUGGAGGAGGACGCCGUCAACCGGGCUGGUGCCUCCGCCGGUGCCACUGGUGGCGGCCCGGACGGAAUGUGUAUGGACGUCGUCCAGGACGAGUCCUCCUUCGCGAUGCUCAUCCCCGACGGCACGGUUCAGCAGGAGGAUUGCGAGAUGAUGGACUCGGACGGCGGCGGACAGGGAGAGUUGGGCUCGCACUCCGCUGAUGAGUCACAGCAGACCGUCUCGGAGGAUGAUGAGAUGGAGGGCGGCGAAAUGGAGAUUUAG